Molecule: messenger RNA, 306 nt
Organism: Loa loa (African eye worm)
Lineage: Eukaryota; Metazoa; Nematoda; Chromadorea; Rhabditida; Onchocercidae
Exons: 2
Coding region: 1-306 (101 amino acids)
Source: RefSeq, a predicted model, not a curated record
AUGACAGCCGACGAUGACCGACGAUUUUGUUCUAUAAGAAGUUCGAAAAAGCUCAGUGUCUUGAAUUGUGAAGUUUUGCCGUAUCUUUGUCGUAUUUCACUAGACCUCUCACCCAUCGAUCAGCACUCCUUCAACGACUUCAAUAUCUUUGCAAUGAAAAUGCUCCAACAACUAUUAGUAGUUGAUUUCACGAACCUCGAAACAACAAUUUCUUUGCGUUCGAAAGUACAAUUUGUUUCGCACAACUUCAUGCAUGCACGACCACUUUCUGUAGAAAGAUGUAUUGCUUGCCUCUUUUCUGCAUAA